Molecule: messenger RNA, 4905 nt
Organism: Rotaria sordida
Lineage: Eukaryota; Metazoa; Rotifera; Eurotatoria; Philodinida; Philodinidae
Source: the annotation of a GenBank genome assembly
AUGGAUUUAUUGACUGAUGAUAUUAAUGAAACAUUAAUGGAUGAAAAUAAUAUAAUACCUGAUUGUUUUGAUGAUCGAUUGAAUAUGGAAGAAGAUGAUGAUCUUAUUAAAGAUCCUGAAGAUGAUCCAAGAAUUGAUGAAGAAUUAAAUCGUGAAAUUGAACAAGCAGAUACAAUUGCAAAUGAACCUGAAGAUAUUUAUAAUACUGAUGAUGAGGACACAGGUAUCAAUGACAGUGGUUUUAAUGAAAAUAGUACUCCAGAUCAUAUUCAAGAAAGUCCUACAAUUAAUUCCACACCUACUCUAUCUCUUGGACGUGGUCGAAUAGGAAAAAAACCUGUUGAUGAAAACAAUCAUCAAUUACCAGCGCCACAAGUUCGUGAUGUUGAACCGGACAAAGAUUUUUAUUCAAAACCUGCAAGAAUAGCAAAAUUACCACUUGCAUAUUACAGAAAACGGGAAGGUCCAACAGUACAAAAUGAACGUCGUGCACCUCGUGUAUCAUCUCCUUUAAUCGAUUUUCGAGCAACAUUCACUGAAAUAUCAUUUAUUGUCGAUAAAGAUGAUUCCGGUGACAAAGGCUAUCGUCAUGCAUGUAAACGUUUUGAACAAUUACAACCUGAUAUAGAUUUAAAUUCAUCAAAAUUUAUUUAUGACAUAUGGAGCUUUGGUUUAUAUAUUUCUUCAAUAAAAUUAGAAAAAUCUGUUUCAUGUAGUCUUAUAGAACUUUUUCCUCAAGAAAUUAAUAAUGAAGAAAAUCGACCAUAUUGGUUUAUGUUUAAACGUGUACCAAUGUUUUAUGAUUCAAUACUUCGUGAUAAAAUUUCAAAAGAAUCUGAUUCUGCGAAAGGAAUUUUAAUUAAAUUUGAUCGUACUAUAUAUGCUGAUUUAUCUUAUGGAGCAUUAACAUCAAUGAAUCGUUUUUAUCUUCAUCAAGAUUAUAUAUUUCGUAAAAAGACCCGAUGGUCAUUAUAUUUUCGUGAUGAUGCUUUUGAUAUUACCACAAAUGAAUUUCACAGAUUAAAUAAUAAUACUGAUUCAUAUCGAAUUCGACGAAAAUAUAAAAUACCACUGGAUAUUAUUGAUCGUGCAGUUAUUGUUCAAUUACGAAAUGAUGGAUUUGAUUUAUUUGUAAAUAUGAAAGGAAAUGUUCAUGAAUUAUAUGGAGAAAUAAAAUCGAUAUCUGCUGAAAAUAAUAUUUUUGUUGAAUAUGAACGUCAAGGAAAAUAUGACAGAGAAAUCAUGCCUUUAUUUUCAACAACUCGUAUACGUAUCAGACUUAAAAAUAAUCAAUCAAUAGUUGAAUAUCUUGAACGUGAUGAUAAAAUAUCAAAAAAUACUUUAUCCAAUGAAAAAGAUGAUCUUUUACAAACAUGUCGUGAUGAAUCAUUAAAAAACAUACGAAAAAUAUUUCGAACUUUUUUGGAUUUUUUUUAUAACAAUCGUAUACGUGUUUGUUUUGGUUCAGUAGGAUCACGAAACGUAUCAUUAGGACAAUUAAGUUCACUUAAAGGUCAAAGAUUUUCAACAUUUACACAAUCAUAUUCAUGGGCUAUGUUAUGUAAUAUUGGUUUUCGUGCACAAAUUCAAUUAAAUUUAACAAAAAAAUUUAUAAAUUGUUUACAUGAAUAUUCUGGUUUAAAAUUUGAUGAAAAAUAUUCUUCAGAUAUAGAUAAUCGUUUUUAUCGUUUAUGUUUAUAUUUACAUCGUCGAUUAUCAGAAUAUUUUUUUCUUGAUUUAGAUAAAGAAAUUGAAAUAGGUAUUGAAGAUUAUAAGGAUAAAUAUGUACGAUCAAAACAAAAAAAAUUUGAAAUACUUAAAUUUAAUCAAUUAACAACAUCAACAGCUUAUAUUCCAUCAGUUGUUUUAACACCAACAACAAUAAAAAUUCGUCCAUUAAAAUUAUGUAAAUUAAAUCGUGUUCUUCGUGAAAAACGAUUUGGUGGUUGUUUAAAUUUUGCUCUUGUUGAAUUACGUGAUGAAGCACAACGUUUACUUUUUCCUAGUGCAUUUCGUUCAUUAAAAGAACAAAUAUUAUAUUAUUUAACAGAUGGAUUUUUAUUAACACCAGAACGAAGAUAUAAAUAUUUACAUCAUUCUCAAAGUCAAGUUAAAUGUAAACAAUUUUGGUUUUAUUAUCAUGAUAAAGAACAUGGAUAUCUUUCACAUGAAGAUGCUUAUAUUUGGAUGGGAAAUUUUGAUAAAGAACGUGUUGUAGCUAAACAUGCGGCACGUAUUGCACUUUGUUUUACAAGUACAGAUGCAACAAUUCAGAUUACUGCAGAUAAAGUCACUUAUGAACGUGAUAUAAAAGAUGCAACAAAGAAGUACACAUUUACUGAUGGUGUUGGAACAAUAUCAAUACAACUUCGUGAUGAAAUAAAAGAAUUCUUGAAACGUCGUCGUGAUUUUAGUGUUUUACAAAUUCGUUAUGGUGGUUGUAAAGGUACAUUUUCAGUUGAUCCAAGACUUGAUACUCAACAAUAUCAAUUACAAAUUCGAGAUUCAAUGAAUAAAUUUAUCAGUGAUCAUGAUAUACUUGAAAUAUGUAAAUUAUCAGCACCACAAAUUCUUAUGCUUUGUACUCUUUAUCUCAAUCGACAAGAUAUUGUUUUACUUGAAAGUCGUGAUAUACCUCAUACAACAUUUCUUUGUCUACAAAAUGAAGAUCAUUUAUGGCUUAUUCGUUCUCUAUUAACACCAUCAAUUGCAUAUGAAUUAUUACAAGAAAAAAUCUUACCAAUAUUUCGAUUACAUAAAAUAGCUCGAAAAAUAAAUAUAAUUGAAGAACAAUUUUUUAUAAAAUUAAUUACAACAUGUGCAUUUAAUAUUAUACGUGAAUUAAUUGAUCGAACAAGAAUACGUAUAUCAGAUAAAAAAGCAAGAAAUAUGUUUGGUAUUGUUGAUGAAUAUGGUAUAUUAGAAUAUGGUCAAGUCUUUAUUCAAUAUACAAUCAUGCAUGAAAAUAAAUUAUAUUUAACCAAAGAAGAAAAAUAUUUAAGAAAAAAUAAUAUUGAUCAAUGUAGAAUUUUAACAAAUAAAGUUGUUGUUACAAAAAAUCCAUGUCAUCAUCCAGGUGAUUUACGAGUAUUUGAUGCAAUUGAUUGUCUUGAAUUAAGACAUUUAAAAGAUGUAAUUGUUUUUCCACAAAAAGGUCCUCGACCACAUUCAAAUGAAAUAUCAGGAUCGGACUUAGAUGGCGAUGAAUAUGUUGUUAUAUGGCAUGAAGAUUUAAUACCACAAACAUCAAAUGAAACUGCUUAUGAAUAUGAUUCUCAAGAAGAUCCACCUAAACUGAAUCAUCCAAUAACUCGAGAUGAUAUUAAUCAAGUUGUUAUGGAAGUUAGUGAACAAGAUUGUCUUGGAACUUUAUCAAAUAUUCAUUUAGCUUAUGCAGAUAAACAAGGUAUUAAAUCAGAAACAUGUAUAAAAUUAGCUGGAGAUAUUUCACAAGAAGUAGAUGCUGCAAAAACUGGUAAACAUCCUUUAACAAAUGAAGAAAUUGUUAAACUUAGGAAAGGACUAGAAGACAAAUGGCCAGAUUUUAUGAAAGGACGUGGAAAAAAAGAAUACUAUCCAUCAGAACGUAUUCUUGGUAAAUUAUAUCGUUCAGCACGUCGUGCUGUCGUAGGUUGGAGUCGUGCAAUAAGUAAUCAUGGUAAUUUACGUCAUAUAAAUUUAGCUCUUGCAUUAACUUCUGGUACGGAUAUUAAAGAUCAAGAAUUAGAUGAUGAAACUAUUAAAAAAUCAAAUAUAUUAAUAAAUGAUGAACAAUUACUUGAUCCAUUGAUAAAACAUGACAAUUCGAAAAAAUAUCUUUCAGAAAUAAAAACUUUAUAUAGAAUCUAUCAAACUGAAUUACUUGAAAUUAUAAGUUUAUAUCGUUUUCAAGAUGAAAUUGAUCUUUUUUGUCGUUGUGAAUCAAUGGAUGCAUCAGCAGGUGGAAGUAAAAAAGGUAGUCUUGAAGAUUCAGCUGCAAUUGAAGUACAAAAUUUAAUUUAUAGAAUAAAACAAGAUUUUUAUAAUGAAUUUGAUCAACGACGUCAAAAUAAUGGAUGUUGUAAAUUCGUAAAGAAUCCAGAUUUGAAUCGUACAAAAAGAAUUGAUUGUGAAUUUUGUAAUGAAAAUAAAUUAGCUAAAGCAGCUUGUGCUUAUAUUUAUAGUUAUCAACAAAGUAAUCGUUUACCAACAAAAUCUAAUCGACGUAUACUUAGUUUUCCAUGGCUUUUUUCUGAACAUCUUAUUGAAUUAAGAUAUAAAAAUAGAUCGAAAGAUUUUAUUGAUCAAUCAAAUCAAAUUGUUAGUAAUGCAUGUUCAGAUUAUUUGAAAAAUUUAGAACCAAAAUUUAAAGUUUUUAUUCCUGAAUAUUCGAUUGAUAUUCCAUUAGUUGAAUUUUAUUAUAGAAAAAUUGAAGAAAAACCAAGAAGUUUAUUACGUAUAAAUGGAAAAUCUAAUGAAAAAAUUUCUCCUGUACCAUUAUUACGUGCUUGUUUUAUUGAAAUUUUAAAUGAUUGGUUAAUAAAACAAAAUAUAUUUGAUGAUAAUUGUAUUGAAACUGAUCAAAAACCUUUAAUACCUGAAUCAAUUUGGCAUGAAUUACUUAUAAGAUUUCUUUCAAAUAAAAAUGAAAAUAAUGUUCGUCUUAUAUUAGCUUUACAAACUCAAAAUUUUAUUACAGAACGUUAUCGUCAAAUUAUUAAUAAUUAUCGUAUUCAAUGGACAAAUACUGAAGAUCAACAAUUACAAGAUAUGUUUCUUGAAAUACAUAAACUUGCAAGAGAUUAUAGUCAAACAACACAAUUAACAAUAUGGUCUUAUCUUGAUGAAUAUAUUAUGUUAGCUUUACAAUGUAUUGGUAUUGAAAAGAGACUUGUUGAUAAUUGGAUAUGUUCACCAACUAUUUAA